Messenger RNA from Aureobasidium musti, 2754 nucleotides. Lineage: Eukaryota; Fungi; Ascomycota; Dothideomycetes; Dothideales; Saccotheciaceae. The record is from the annotation of a GenBank genome assembly.
AUGGCUACUUUGGAUGACCUGAGGAAGGUCGUUCGUUCGUAUCCAGUCAUUGACAACCACGCGCAUAACCUUCUACUGCCUUCGAAGCAGGAAGCUCACGACCUGUUGGCCGCAACAACAGAAGCACAAGGAGAUGCUCUUCAAGAUACANAAACGUCACUAUCACACAUCCGUGCUGUUCGUCAACUGCGCGAGCUCUAUGAUCUUGGUGAUGAUGCAUCAUGGGACGACUUGAUGGAAAAGAGAGCCGACAUUCUACAAGGAGAUUUCGAGAGCUUUCUCCAGAAAUGCUUCACUGGAAUACACACUAUUCUUAUGGACGACGGCCUCGAUGAUACGACCGUUUAUUUGUACGAUUGGCAUGACGAUUUUGUCCUUGACAAGACACUUCGUAUUGUCCGCAUUGAAACCGUGGCUGCAGAUAUUCUGCGAGAGAUGUACAGGAAAGGCACUCUACCAAUUGGACCAGCCAUACAUAACGAUGACAUGUGUGCAGAAGCCUGGGUUACGUUUCUCCAGGCUUUUGAAUCCUCCAUCGUCACCGAGAUUAAUGAUCCAGACGUCGCGGGUUUCAAGUCUGUGAUAUGCUACCGAACUGGUCUGGAUGUUAAGAUCGCUGGAGAUGUUCAAGUAGCCACGAACGGCCUGGAGGCUUUUCAAAGCAGUUACCUCCCGCAUUGCUUGCAGAAGGAUUUCCGCAUCGAGUCCAAGGGACUGAACGACAGUCUCGUCAUCUCAACAUGUCGACUCUUGAGCGCAGCAGCCAAGCAAGACUCGAUAAGCAAACCAAUUCAAUUUCACACUGGUCUCGGCGAUGCAGACAUUGAUUUGCUUCGCUCCGACCCCUCACAUCUUCAGCCACUUAUUACUGCUUUCCCUGAUGUUCAGAUGAUUCUUCUCCACACAUCGUAUCCCUACAUGCGCCAGGCUGGCUACCUUGCCACAGUGUACAAGAACGUUUAUCUUGACCUCGGUGAAGUGUUUCCGCAGGUCAGCAGGAAUGGACAAGAGACCAUCCUGCGUCAAUGCAUGGAGAUCACGCCUAUCUCGAAAUUGCUCUUCAGUACUGAUGCUCACCAUUUUGGCGAAGUCUACUGGCUUGCAUUGAAGCAAUUCAGAGAAGCAUUCGAGAAGGUGCUUGUAGACUACGUUGAGAACGACGACCUUACAGCUGAACAGGCUAUUCAAGCUGCAAAAGACAUUUACUUCAAUAACGCGAAGAGAGUGUAUAACCUCUCUGUGGAGCUUCCAGAGGUUGAAUUGGAACUCAUAUACUCACUCACUGAACCCUCUUUGCUAAAUCUCGGAACAGNNGACGAGCAACCACGACGAACUAGGGCACAGAGCAAUCGGGAAGCCAAGAUCAUGCAGGCUCCUCAGCCUCUACAGCUCGCGUGGAGGGAGAUCGAGCCACACGAGAAGCCUUAUGACUUGGACGUAUUCACCAAAUUCUUCGAGCAGCACUCGGAGCUGAAGUAUGUUUAUGUACAAUGGCUCGACUACCUUGGUACGCUGCGUGCUCGUAUGCUGCCGAUCGCCGCAUUUCGGCGCCUCAUUACAAGCGGCGAGCGUAUCGGUAUCUCACGAGGCAAUACAGGCACACUGCAAAACGAUCAUGUCACUUCAGCAGUCACUCCUGUAGGUCAGCUCUACGUCGAGCCUGACAUCACGACAUUGAGGCUUUCGCAUUCUCGAGACUCGCUUGCUUCCGCAACAGUGAUAGGAUCUUUCUGCAACGAAGAUGGCCGUCGCUCAGAAUGUUGUCCGAGAGACAGUCUUCGAACUUUGACAAAACGCUUCUCGAUUGACCAUGGGAUCACGUUCCUCGCUGGAUUUGAGAUUGAAGUGGUUUUCCUCAAACAAGAUGCGGAAGGCCAGUACAAUCCUUGGACCACAAACCAUGCUUGGGGUACUUUCACGCCGGAGCAAUUUGAGGUUGCUUUUCCUGUGCUUGCAGAGAUCGCCGACGAACUGACGAAUAUCGGUAUUGAUGUUCAACAAUUCCACUCGGAGUCUGGACCAGGACAGUAUGAGUUCGUGUUGUCGCCUUUACCAGUCGUUGAAGCAAUUGACACACUCUUGCAAGCACGUCAAGUCGUUCAACAAAUUGCUCGUCUUCAUAGACUGCGUGCUACACUGCAUCCAGUUCCUCUCAAUAAGAUUGGUUCAGGCCAGCAUGUUCACAUCUCGCUCAACUCAGCCAGCCUGUCUCCGCAAGAUCUGGAAAACAAGGAAUCAUCUUUCUUUGCUGGAGUGCUCGAGCAAUUACCGCCCCUUUGUGCCUUCUUGCUUCCCAACGACGCGAGUUACGCUCGCGUUGCCGACGACAUCUGGACUAGCGGCGCUUGGGUGGCUUGGGGCACGCAGAACAGAGAAGUGCCACUUCGCAGAGUCAAGACAGGACGCUGGGAGAUUCGCUGUCUGGACGGCUUCGCGAAUCCCUACCUUUCUCUCUGUUCUUUACUCGCUGCUGGACUGAACGGUGUGGAGUCAGGAAAACAUCUGGAGAUGAAGGACUGUACAGAGAAUCCGGCACGUUUGAGUGAUGCUCAAAGAGCUGAGCUCAGUAUCACAAAGAGAAUGCCUGCUUCGCUCGAGGAGUCUCUACGCCACCUUGAGACAGCUGAGGUCUUGAAGCAACUUAUGAACCCUCGGCUGAUCGAUGAUUACGUCGUUAUGAAGAGAGCUGAAAAGCAGAUGCUUGAUGAGAUGGACGAGAAGGAACGACAUGCAUGGUUGAUCGAGAGGUACUGA